Messenger RNA from Mercenaria mercenaria, 4376 nucleotides. RefSeq names its product craniofacial development protein 2-like. The transcript has a single exon. Lineage: Eukaryota; Metazoa; Mollusca; Bivalvia; Venerida; Veneridae. The record is from RefSeq and is a predicted model, not a curated record. Bases 1 to 564 code for a protein of 187 amino acids.
AUGGGUGAUAUGAAUGCGAAGGUUGGUAACAACAACGUAGGAAAUGAGUUUAUAAUGGGGAAAGAAGGACUCGGGGAGAUGAAUGACAAUGGAGAGCUAUUCACUGACUUCUGCGGACAGAAUGACCUUGUGAUAGGAGGAUCCAUCUUCCCCCACAAGAAUAUCCAUAAGUCAACUUGGACAUCCCCAGAUCAUACAGUGAAUAACCAGAUUGAUCACGUGACGAUCUCACGCAGAUGGAGAAGAACCCUCACAGAUGUCAGGGCCUACCGCAGUGCAGAUGCUGGGUCAGACCACCAACUGGUAAUAGCGAAGCUGCAAGUACGCAUUGCCCGCGUUAAGAAGUCAGAACAGCAACGCCAACCCAGAUUUGACACUACCAAGCUACGAGGAGAAGAGGUGAAAAACUACUUUAAGAUAUCUUUCGAGAACAGGUACCAGGCCUUGGCAGACCUAGUGGAUGGCUCACUGGAAAAGAAGUGGGAGAGGGUUAGAUGUACGUUCACCGACACCUGCAGGGAAGAACUAGGGCACAGAAAACGGACAUACAAGACCUGGCUUUAAGAUGGCACCAUCAUAAAGAUAGAAGAAAGGCGGACAGUUAGACAGCGCCUGCUCCAAGCCAAAACAAGGGCACAAAAACACGCCAUCCAACAAGAGUACUCCGUCUUAAAUAGACAGGUAAAAAGUAGCGCCUGGGCUGACAAGAGAACCCAGGUAGAUAAACUGGCAGAAGAGGCACAGACAGCAGCCCAUAGAAAUGACAUGAAGACACUGUAUACUAUCACCAGACAGCUGACAGGCAGGAAGGGAAGAGGAACCAACAACAAGCCAGUAAAGGAUAAAGAUGGAAACGUCCUAUCCAAACCAGCGGAACAGAUGGACCGAUGGAGAGAGCACUUUGACACUCUUCUAAGUGGUACACCUGUUAUAGAUCCACCACAGUUAGAGGCUGGAGAAGUGCUUGAGAUAGACAAAGAACCCAUAACCAGGGAAAAAGUUAUCUCAGCCAUCAAUAAGCUGAAGAAUGGAAAGGCUCCGGGACCUGAGAACAUCCCACCAGAGGCACUAAAGACAUCAGCAGCAGUUACAGCUGACAUCAUUCAGGGCCUACUACAGACUAUCUGGGAUGAAAAGACAGUACCAGCUGAAUGGCAGAAUGGGUACAUCGUCAAGCUGCCAAAGAAAGGUGAUCUCAGCGAUUGUCAGAACUGGCGUGGAAUCCAACUGCUCUCCAUACCUAGUAAAAUCCUCACUUCAUCCUAGAGAGGAUGAAGAAGGCAUAGACUCACAAUUGAGGGAAGAACAAGCAGGCUUCAGACCUGGAAGAUCUUGUACAGACCAGAUAGCUACUCUCCGUAUAAUCAUAAAACAGUCUAUAGAAUGGCGAUCCUCACUUUAUGUCACCUUCAUUGACUUCAAAAAGGCCUUCGACAUGAUAGACAGGACCGCAAUCUGGAGCAUACUCGCACACUACGGUAUCCCAGACAAGAUCGUCAACAUUAUUCGGAGCAUGUACAACAACAACACCUGUCAAGCCAUCCAUGACCUGAACCUUACAGAUCCCUUUGUUGUCAACAACGGAGUACGACAAGGAUGUCUACUGUCUCCUCUCAUCUUCUCAUUGGUGAUUGACUGGGUGAUGAGAACAAUAAUGGAGCAACAUAGAGGGAUCCAAUGGACACUUACCAAACGACUCGAAGACUUGGACUUCGCAGACGACAUCGGUCUCCUGUCUCACACCCACAGACAGAUACAAGAGAAGAUAGAGCAUUUACAAGCUGUAGGAAGACGAACUGGCCUGGAAGUGAACAGAAAUAAGACAAAAAGCCUGCGGAUCACAAGCGGCCCAGGAUACAGGAUAUAUCUUCAUAGAAGGGGAACCUAUAGAAGAUGUACCCCAGUUCGCAUACCUCGGCAGUGAAGUCAGUAAGACAGGGGGCACAGAAGAAGAUAUAAGGUCCAGAAAAGGAAAAGCUAGGUACGCUUUCAUCACUUUAAAGCCAAUCUGGGACAACAGGGCCAUACACCUCCGGACAAAGAUCAUGCUGUUUAACACCAAUGUUAAAACAGUUCUGUUAUACGGCUCAGAGACCAGGAGACGCACAAAGGCACUAGACAAGAAACUCCAGGUCUUCAUCAAUACAAGCCUGAGAAGAAUCCUCCGCAUCAGAUGGCCGGAACGAAUCUCAAACCAGGAGUUGUGGCAAAGAACCAACCAAAGGCCAAUUGCGGAAGAAACCCAGAUGAAGAAAUGGAGAUGGAUUGGCCACAACAUUAGAAGAUGGCAAUCAUGCACAGCCCGUCAUUCUCUGGACUGGAACCCGCAAGGAAGUCGCAGAUAAGGUCGUCCCGUGAAGACAUGGUGGAAGACCCUAGACUCCGAGCUACGAAAAAUCCAGAUGUCUUGAGGAGAAGCUAAACAGGUUGCCAUGAACCGUACCAGAUGGAGAGCUGUUGUGAAGGCCCUAUGUCCCUCCAGUGAUGGAGAGGACUAAGUAAGUAAGUAAAAUUAUCAGUUUCCGGUAUAAAAUCUGGAAAGUAGAUCUCUCGGAAGCACCGAAAACAAAGCAAACAGUGAAAAUUGCAGACUCGGUUUGAUUGAGUCUGUUCAUGAGCAGUAAUGGAAAAUGCAACACAGCCAUACUUGUCCUAAGUCCUAUAAAAUCUCAUACUGUGAGUUGUCGCACGAGCAAUGUUCAUUGUUAUUAUCAUGCUUGUCACAAGCAGUGUCAUUGUGAACUCUAAAAAAUGAUUUCAUCAAAUGUCCGAAGGACGAUUGUGAGGGUCAUCAUAUUGAUUUGACUAAUCACUAAGAAUUACAGAGUGUAGAGUUAUCAUACAGUAAAUUAUCAGUUUCCGUUAUAAACCAUAGUCCUAAGUCCUUUAAAAUCUCAUACUAUGAGUUGUCGCACGAGCAAUGUUCGUUGUUAUCAUCAUGCCUGUCACAAGCAGUGUCAUUGCGAACUCUCAAAACAGAUCACAUCAAAUGUCCGAAGGACGAGUGUGAGGGUUAUACUAUUGAUUUGACUGCUGAGUUUAGAGUUAUCAGGCAGACAAUUUGUCAGUUUCUGGUAUAAACCAUACUUGUCCUAAGUCCUGUAAAAUCUCAUACUGUGAGUUGUCGCACGAGCAAUGUUCAUUGUUAUCAUCAUGCUUGUCACAAGCAGUGUCAUUGCGAACUCUGGAAAUAGAUCUCAUCAAAUGUAUGAAGGACGAUUGUGAGGGUCAUAAUAUUGAUUUGACUAAUCAUAAAGAAUUGCAGAGUUUAGAGUUAUCAGGCAGUAAAUUAUCAGUUUCUGGUAUAAACCAUACAUGUCCUAAGUCCUGUAAAAUCUCACACUGUGAGUUGUCGCACGAGCGAUGUUCAUUGUUAUCAUCAUGGUUAUCAUUUGGUGCAUUCUCACAUAAUGAAUAUUUUAAGCUGUUCGAUUCAAUGGUUAAACCCAUACUUACUUAUGGGGCUGUAAUAUAUGGAACAGAAGUAUGUCACAUAUUGGAGCAGGUUCAGAUUCAAUAUUGUAAGCAGUUUUUGGGAAUCAAUAAUUACGUAAAUGAUAGUGUUGCCCUUGGUGAAUGUGGCAGAUUACCUUUGUGCAUUGAUCAUCAUGUAAAAUGUAUUAAAUACUGGUGUAAAUUACUUGCUAUGUCUGACGCACGAUAUCUCAAAAAUUGUAAUAUUAUGUUGAAAAGGCACGAUGAAAUAGGAAGACAGAAUUGGGCUAGCGCUGUCAAAAAUUUGUUGUAACGCUAUGGCUUUGGUUUUGUAUGGCUAAGUCAAGAGGUCGGUGAUGUUAGCAAUUUUAUUUGUGUCUUUAAACAAAGAUUAAUUGACUGUAUGAAUCAAAUGUGGCAUGUUAAUAUUCAUAGCUCGACUCGUUGUGAUACAUACAAACAUUUUAAAACUUGUUUAAAUCCCGAAAGGUAUUUGUGCUUGAACUUGCCAUUUUAUGUUAGAAAUCACUUGCAAGAUUUAGAUGUUCUAGCCAUUAAAUUUGCUAUUGAGACUGGUCGCCAUUUUGCAAUUCCAAGAGAAGAUCGAAUAUGUAGAUACUGUUUCAUUAAUUUUGAUAUUGAAUGCAUAGAAGAUGAAUUCCACGUAUUUUUUAAAUGUUACAAAUAUAGGCAAGAAAGACAAAUUUUUAUAUAUUCCUUGUAUGCUGGCGGAAAUGAAUUCCCUCAUUUUAUUAAUCUCAUGCAAUCUUCAAAUGAUGAUAGAAUUAAAUACAUUGCUUUUUAUGUUAACGCUAUUAUGAAGCUAAAGGAUAAUGAAGAGUUACAUUUCUGUGCACAAUUCAUAUUAUUAUAUUUGUUUUAUUGUAAUAUUGUAUUAUGGGCCGGAGGCCUUUAUUUACAAAAUAAACUUUGUUCUUGUU